Rotaria sp. Silwood2 is the source of this 1110-nucleotide messenger RNA. The record is from the annotation of a GenBank genome assembly. NCBI's taxonomy places the organism in Eukaryota, Metazoa, Rotifera, Eurotatoria, Philodinida, Philodinidae.
AUGUUUGUUCUUACAAUUGCAACGGCUAGUUUUGAAAUAGUUUAUGGUGUUCGUACAAAUUCGAAUUCUUUAAUAGCUGAUGGAUUAUAUUCAUUUGCUGAAGGUCUUUGUUUAAUUGGUGUUCUUGUAGUUCUUCAUUAUUCAUGUGAUAGAAAACAUCAUGAUAAAAGAAAUACAUUUGGUUAUGAACGAUUAGAAUUAUUAUUUGGUCUUAUACAAGAAGUAUUUCUUUUAUCAAUAUCACUGGGUAUUAUAGUUGAUGCUGUUAAUCAUUUAAUUAAUCCUAUACAUGUACAUCAUCCAAAAGUAAUAAUUAUUCUCGGCAUAAGUGGUAUGUUUAUUGGUCUACUUGGUAUAACUAUGUUUUGGGGUUAUCAUCAUGAUCAUAAUAUACAAGAAGAAAUAGCCGAAAAGAAAAGACGAGAAUUUUUAUCAUGGACAAAAACGCAUGUGAAAGCUAAACGUAAAAAAUCUGCAGGAUCUCGUCAAAAUACAAUUGUUGAAGAUCCAUUAAUGACUGAACAACAAAAUGAUAAAGUUGUUUUAUUUGAAUCCAUCAUUGUUGUUAUAUCUGGUUUGAUGAUUCACUUUAUUCCACAUAUAGAUCCAAAUACAGGAAAAGAAAUCAAUACUUGGUUAAAAUAUAUUGAUCCAUCAUUAACACUUAUAAUGGUUAUUGUUAUUGCUAUUCAUGCACUUCCUGUUAUAUUUUCUAUAAGCAAAGUAUUAAUUGAAAAUGUUCCAGGUGGUAUUGAUACACAAAGAUUAAUGAAUGAAAUUGUUACAGCUAUACCAGCAAUUAAAAGUAUACAUAGUUUUCAUGUUUGGAGAGCAACACCUAAAGAUAUUUAUGCAACAUUACAUCUUGCAUGUGAUGAAGAUGUUGUGAUAAGUACAUGUACAAAUAAAUAUGGUAAAAUUAUACAAAAAAUUUUUAAAAGUUACUGUAUUCGCUAUUUUACAUUACAAUUUGAAUAUAUACCAUCAAGUGAAUCUGAUGAAUUACUUGUUUAUCAUUGUGUUCAUGGACUUCAUAGAAAACGUCGUGGUCAUACAUUUGAUGAACCUAUGACAAAAUUAGCUAAAGAGGCAAUAGUUCAUAUUCAAUAG